Molecule: messenger RNA, 162 nt
Organism: Paramecium primaurelia
Lineage: Eukaryota; Ciliophora; Oligohymenophorea; Peniculida; Parameciidae
Source: the annotation of a GenBank genome assembly
AUGGAUGAUCAAAAACCUUAUUUAAUCUUGGAGCAUCUUCAUACAUAAAAUCCAGUCUUAAGUUUCAAAUACAAAACUUCAUCAUAAAAUGAUAAAAUUGGGAUCUUUCAAAUUAAAAUUAAAUAUCCAUCCAAAAAUAAUCAGGAAAAUUCUAAUAAAUGA